GCAUUGUUGUUUCAGAGCAUGAGCCUGCACUGCCGUCAGUGUGCGUUAGUCACCAGCUCUAGUCACGUGUUGGGGACUCACGCCGGAGACGAGAUCGACCGUACAGAGUGCGUCAUCCGCAUGAACGACGCUCCAACCUCCGGCUACGAAUCAGACGUGGGGAACCGGACCAGCGUGCGCGUCGUGGCUCAUUCCAGUGUAUUCCGUGUGGUUCGCAAACCCGCCGAGUUCCUCAAUCGCUCAGAGAGCCCUGCCAUCAUAUUCUGGGGCCCGUCGACGAAGAUCGGCCGCGACGCGAAGGGAACGCUGUACCGGCUGAUCCAGAGAGUCAGUAUGACCUACAGUAACCUGUCCUUCUUCUUCAUCUCACCUGGCAAAAUGCAGAGGUUCGACACGCUCUUUCAGAAAGAGACCGGCCGAGACAGAAAAAAGUCUCAGUCCUGGUUAAGCACCGGCUGGUUUACCAUGGUCAUUGCCAUAGAGAUGUGUGACAACAUAAAGGUUUAUGGGAUGGUGCCGCCAAACCAUUGUGGGAAGCGUCCUCAGCCCAAACGGAUGCCCUAUCACUAUUACAAACCCAGAGGUCCAGACGAGUGUGUGACGUACCUCCAGAACGAGAGGGGGCGCCGCGGAUCACACCACCGCUUCAUCACUGAGAAACAGGUGUUUGCGCGCUGGGCCAAGCAGUACAACAUCAGCUACAGCCACCCGACGUGGUGAGAAACACAUCCAACAUGCCUGUGACUGAGCCAAAAUGGAGGCCAUGCAGGGAUCCAGGAACAAGCCAAGGGUGGACUAGCUUAGUUUUCCUUAGAAAAAUGAACAGAUGAUGGAACGUUUCUUGUCUCAAGCGUGACGGUUUCAAAAACAUCUUACAUACUACUGCCGUGAAGCUUUCCUAAGCCUUCUCUUACACAGUUUUUCACCCAGAAUCGGUCAUUUCUCAGAGAACGAAGGCCUUUUGGAUGGAGAAUGAAAGAGAAAUCCUUUAUGUCAGUUGCAAAAUAGAAGAUUCAUUCACAUCUCGUGGUACAAUCAACACGUCUGAAUGUUAGUCAUGUGAAACUACCAGAGAAUAGGAAUGAGAAUUUAACUACUUUACAAGAUUAAGAGUAUAUUCUGUGGUGUAAAUAAGAACUAUGUAAAUUGUUAUUCCAAAAAAAAAAUAUUUUUACAAGUUUAUAUGGUUUUAAAAUGCCCUAAACAAGACAAUAUUACAAGAAAAUACUAAAAAAUGGUCAUUUUAAAUCACAUCCUUUUCAGAUAAAUAACACAUUUUCUGUACUUUUUGGGAAGGUGUUGAAAUGGACAGCUAUUUAUGCCUUUAUACCUUUAUGAAUGAAGUUAUAUGAAACCUGACCAAAUGUCAGUCAAAGUUCUAGAACAUUCUAUAAUUCCAUUUAAUAUGGCUCUAGAGGCUUCACUGAAUCAUCCACUACAAGACACGUCCGGGUCAUUUUGCGCCACAAAAUUAGAAGAGAAAU
Sinocyclocheilus rhinocerous is the source of this 1484-nucleotide messenger RNA. RefSeq names its product ST6 (alpha-N-acetyl-neuraminyl-2,3-beta-galactosyl-1,3)-N-acetylgalactosaminide alpha-2,6-sialyltransferase 6 (gene st6galnac6). The transcript is spliced from 4 exons. The coding region runs from base 19 to 720 and encodes 233 amino acids. Gene Ontology annotation, biological process: oligosaccharide metabolic process; ganglioside biosynthetic process. The record is from RefSeq and is a predicted model, not a curated record. Lineage: Eukaryota; Metazoa; Chordata; Actinopteri; Cypriniformes; Cyprinidae. Gene Ontology annotation, molecular function: alpha-N-acetylgalactosaminide alpha-2,6-sialyltransferase activity.